Ylistrum balloti is the source of this 7284-nucleotide messenger RNA. Its product is annotated as U5 small nuclear ribonucleoprotein 200 kDa helicase-like. The transcript is spliced from 45 exons. Gene Ontology annotation, cellular component: nucleus. The coding region runs from base 59 to 6511 and encodes 2150 amino acids. Gene Ontology annotation, molecular function: nucleic acid binding; ATP binding. Lineage: Eukaryota; Metazoa; Mollusca; Bivalvia; Pectinida; Pectinidae. The record is from RefSeq and is a predicted model, not a curated record.
GCUCGUGAACAAAUGAACACUGCUGUAAACUGAACAUAAGAACACAAGUUAGCAAGACAUGGCUGACGCAGCGGCUAGGUCCUUGCAAUAUGAGUACAAAGCUAACUCUAAUCUUGUAUUGCAAGCAGACAGAUCAUUGAUCGACAGGAGAGCACGAGAUGAACCUACAGGAGAAGUGCUUGCCUUAUCAGGCAGACUUACGGGUACACGCAUGGGUGAUAAAGCACAGCGUAACAAGCCACCACAAAUGGAAGAGAGAAAAGUCAAGCGACGCAAGCGAGAUGAGGCACAGCAUGAUAUGAUGAAAAUGAAAGGAACAACUCUACUAUCAGAUGGAGUUGAUGAGUUAGUGGGAAUUCUCUAUCGUCCUAAAACACAGGAGACGAGACAGACAUAUGAAGUCAUUCUCAGUUUCAUUCAAGCUGCCAUUGGUGACCAGCCUCGUGAUGUGCUUUGUGGUGCUGUUGAUGAAGUUUUAAGUGUCCUUAAAAAUGACAAGAUGAGAGACAAGGAGCGAAAAAGAGAAGUGGAGUCACUACUUGGAUCUAUGCCAGAAGAACGCUAUGCUGUGUUAGUUAAUUUGGGCAAGAAAAUCUCUGAUUGGGGUCAGGAAGAAAAGAUGCAAACAGAUGAGAACAUAGAUGAAACUUAUGGUGUGAAUGUACAAUUUGAAGAAUCUGAAGAUGAGGAUGAUGCAGAUGUAUUUGGAGAAAUAAAGGAUGAAGAUGAUGAUGAUGAAAGUGAGGGUGAGGAAGCUGACCUUGAUGUGACUCUACAUGCCAAUUUGGCUGGAGGAGAUGAGGCAGGAGGUAAAUCAGAUUCAGGUCUCCACCCUCGGGAUAUUGAUGCAUUCUGGUUACAGAGGAAACUGAGCAAAUACUACCCUGAUGACCCAACGACUGCCCAGACCCGCGCCCAGGAGGUCUUAGAAAUCCUGAAGAGUGCCAGUGACGAUAGAGAAACAGAGAAUCAACUUGUACGUUUGCUUGGAUUCACACAAUUUGACUUCAUUAAAGUGUUGCGACAGUUCAGGCAGAUGAUCCUCUACUGUACAAUGCUGGCCCAGGCCCAGACAGCUACAGAGAAAACAAAGAUUGAGGAGAAGAUGUCAAGUGAUGCAGAACUCUCAAAGUAUCUUCACGCUCUAGAGGUGGCGGACAAGGAGGAUAUCGUGUCAGAGGAGCGGGCACGUCGUCACCAGGCACGACAGUCCCGCGUGGCUGCUGACCUACAAGCCAUGGACAUCGACCAACAACAGCAAUCCCUUGGGAAUGUCCAGAAUCUUGACCUAGAGGAUCUGACCUUUGGCUUGGGCAGUCACUUAAUGGCUAACAAACGUUGUCAGCUCCCUGACGGCUCUUUCAGGAAACAGAGAAAAGGAUAUGAAGAAGUACAUGUGCCUGCUCUCAAGCCAAAGGCAUUUGAUUCAGAUGAGUCCCUGGUGCCGAUUGAGAGACUACCAAAAUAUGCCCAACCAGCUUUUGAAGGUUUCACGUACCUGAACCGGAUACAGAGUCGUCUGUGUAAGGCAGCGCUAGAAUCAGAUCAAAACCUUCUACUAUGUGCUCCAACGGGUGCUGGUAAAACCAAUGUGGCAUUGAUGUGCAUGCUGAAGGAGAUCAGUAAACACAUCAAUGCUGACAACACCAUCAACACAGACGAGUUUAAGAUCAUCUACAUUGCACCAAUGAAAUCUCUCGUGCAGGAAAUGGUUUUCAGCUUUGGAGAGCGCCUGAAGUCGUAUGGCAUUAAGGUAGAGGAAUUAACAGGUGACCACCAACUGACCAAGGAGCAGAUCUCCGCUACACAGAUCAUUGUGUGUACUCCAGAGAAAUGGGACAUCAUCACAAGAAAAGGGGGAGAACGUACAUACACACAACUUGUCAGACUUAUGAUAUUUGAUGAAAUCCACUUACUCCACGAUGAUAGAGGACCAGUAUUGGAGGCUCUUGUUGCCAGGACUAUUAGGAACAUAGAAACGACCCAGGAGGAUGUCAGACUGGUCGGACUCAGUGCCACACUGCCUAACUACGAGGAUGUGGCUACGUUUCUGCGAGUUGAUCCAGCAGAGGGACUCUUCUUCUUUGACAACAGCAUUAGACCUGUACCCUUGGAACAGCAGUUCAUUGGAAUAACAGAAAAGAAAGCUGUCAAACGAUUUCAGAUCAUGAAUGAAAUUGUAUAUGAUAAAGUGAUGGAAAAUGCUGGCAAAAACCAGGUUCUAGUGUUUGUCCACUCAAGGAAAGAGACAGGAAAGACUGCCCGUGCAAUCAGGGAUAUGUGCCUUGAGAAGGAUACAUUGGGUAUGUUCCUCAAGGAGGGAUCAGCAUCUACAGCUGUACUGAGGACUGAGGCUGACCAGGUUAAGAACUUGGAACUCAAAGAUCUGCUGCCCUAUGGGUUUGCAAUACAUCAUGCUGGCAUGACUAAAGUUGAUCGUAUCUUGGUGGAAGACUUGUUUAAGGAUCGUCAUAUACAGGUGUUGGUGUCUACCUCGACACUUGCUUGGGGAGUGAAUCUCCCUGCUCACACUGUUAUCAUCAAGGGAACACAGGUUUACAGUGCAGAAAAGGGACGCUGGGUAGAACUCAGUGCACUUGAUGUCAUGCAGAUGAUGGGCAGAGCUGGUCGUCCCCAGUUUGACACUAAGGGAGAGGGAGUGAUGAUAACAAAUCACAGCGAGCUACAGUACUACCUGUCCCUAAUGAACCAGCAGUUACCUAUUGAGAGCCAAUUUAUUUCAAAACUAGCUGACUGCUUGAAUGCUGAAAUUGUACUUGGCACAGUACAGAAUGUCAAAGAGGCUGUUGACUGGUUGGGCUAUACCUACCUGUAUAUUCGUAUGCUACGCUCGUCAUCCCUAUAUGGUAUAAGCCAUGAUCAGCUGAGAGAUGACCCUUUAUUGCAACAACGACGCAAAGAUCUCGUCCACACAGCAGCUGUCCUACUAGAUAAAAACAACCUUGUUAAAUAUGACAAGAAGACAGGACAGUUCCAGGUCACAGAGCUUGGUCGUAUUGCAAGUCACUAUUACUGUACACAUGAGACAAUCUCUGUGUACAAUCAGCUGUUGAAGCCGACACUCAGCGAGAUUGAACUGUUUCGUGUGUUCUCAUUGUCCUCCGAGUUCAAGUACAUCAAUGUCAGAGAGGAAGAGAAGUUAGAGCUGCUGAAGCUGUUGGAGAGAGUCCCAAUCCCCAUCAAGGAAAGUAUAGAGGAACCCAGUGCAAAGGUGAACGUACUGCUACAAGCUUACAUAUCACAACUAAAACUGGAGGGAUUCGCCCUGAUGUCUGACAUGGUGUUCAUUACCCAGUCUGCUGGCCGUCUGAUGCGUGCUAUGUUUGAGAUUGUCCUACACAGAGGCUGGGCCCAGCUUGCUGACAAGUGUCUAGCUCUCUGUAAGAUGGUUACCAAGCGGAUGUGGCAGUCCAUGUGCCCUCUGCGACAAUUUGCAGACAAAAAAAUGCCUAUUGAAGUGAUAAAGAAAAUUGAGAAAAAGAAUUUUCCCUUUGAGCGUCUGUACGAUCUGAACCCCCAUGAGAUUGCUGAGCUUAUCCGUGUUCCCAAGAGCGGUAAGACCAUUCACAAGAAUGUACAUCAGUUUCCCAAACUGGAGUUAUCUGUCCAUGUCCAGCCCAUCACGCGGUCAACACUGCGUGUAGAACUGACCAUAACACCAGACUUUCAGUGGGAGGAAAAGAUCCAUGGAAACUCUGAGGCAUUCUGGAUAUUAGUAGAAGACGUUGACAGUGAAGUCAUUUUACAUCACGAGUACUUCCUUCUCAAAAGUAAAUUUGCGCAGGAUGAACACACUGUGAAGUUCUUUGUACCAGUAUUUGAGCCUCUGCCUCCACAGUAUUUUAUCAGAGUGAUAUCAGAUCGAUGGUUAGGAUCAGAGACACAACUUCCUGUGUCUUUUCGUCACCUCAUCCUUCCUGAGAAGUACCCACCUCCCACAGAACUUCUGGAUCUCCAGCCCCUCCCAGUGUCUGCCCUUAGGAAUGCAGCAUUUGAGGGGCUCUACAAUGACAAGUUCCCAUUCUUUAACCCCAUACAGACACAAGUGUUCAACGCGGUAUAUAAUAGUGAUGACAAUGUGUUUAUCGGGGCACCCACUGGUAGUGGAAAGACCAUCUGUGGAGAGUUUGCUAUGUUACGUAUGUUCUCCCAGAACCCAGACGGCCGCUGUGUGUAUGUUACACCACUCGAGGCCCUGGCUCAACAAAUGUACAAUGAUUGGCAGGCCAAAUUUGGAGGACACCUGGGAAAGAAAGUGGUCCUGUUGACAGGGGAGACAGGAACUGACCUGAAACUUCUGGCCAAGGGUAAUAUUAUCAUCAGUACCCCCGAGAAGUGGGAUGUGUUGUCACGGCGAUGGAAACAGAGAAAGAAUGUUCAGAAUGUGAACUUGUUUAUCGUUGACGAGCUUCACCUCAUUGGAGUAGAUGUUGGGCCUGUGUUGGAGGUAAUCUGUUCACGCAUGCGAUACAUGUCCUCUCAGUUGGAGCGUAUCAACAUUCGUAUCGUGGCUUUGAGCUCCUCACUAUCCAAUGCAAAGGAUGUGUCCCAGUGGUUAGGAUGCAGUGCCACUGGAUUCUUCAAUUUCCACCCAAAUGUACGCCCAGUACCUCUUGAGUUACACAUACAGGGUUUCAACACCAGUCACAAUGCGUCCCGUAUUGUUGCCAUGGCUAAACCAGCCUACCAGGCCAUCAUUCGCCAUGCCCCUAAAAAACCUGUGAUCAUCUUUGUACCAUCACGGAAACAGACGAGGCUGACAGCCAUAGAUAUCCUGACAUUCAGUGCUGCAGAAAUCCAACCAGACAGUGACAUGCCAAGGAGCAGGUUUCUUCAUGUCAAAGAGGAAGAUAUUCAGCCAUUCCUGGAGAAAGUCACCGACAAGACCCUGAAGGAGACCUUGAGUAACGGGGUGGGCUACCUACACGAAGGGCUAGGAGACAUAGAGAAGAAGGUUGUGGAGACUUUGUUCUCUAGUGGAGCUGUACAGGUACUUGUUGCCUCCCGCAAUCUCUCCUGGGGUAUGAAUGUCUCAAGUCACCUGGUUGUUGUCAUGGAUACACAGUACUACGACGGAAAGAGUCAUUCGUAUGAGGAUUACCCUGUGACUGAUGUGCUGCAGAUGAUUGGUCGAGCUAACAGACCCGCCUUGGAUCAGGAAGGAAAAGCAGUUAUUCUUUGCCAGAGUUCAAAGAAAGAAUUCUUCAAGAAGUUCUUGUACGAACCACUGCCAGUAGAGAGUCAUUUAGACCACUGUCUACAUGAUCACUUUAGUGCGGAAAUUGUCACAAAGACAGUGGAAAAUAAACAAGAUGCUGUGGACUAUCUCACCUGGACCUUUGUGUACAGGCGCAUGACCCAAAACCCCAACUAUUAUAAUCUUCAAGGGGUUACCCAUCGUCACUUGUCGGAUCACAUGUCAGAACUUGUGGAGAACACAAUCAAUGACCUUGAACAGUCAAAGUGUAUCAGUGUAGAAGAUGAGAUGGAUGUAACGCCGCUCAACCUGGGAAUGAUUGCAGCUUACUAUUACAUCAACUAUACAACUAUAGAAACAUUCAGUAUUUCCCUGAACGCAAAGACAAAGAUGAAAGGCUUGUUGGAGAUCAUCUCUAAUGCUGCAGAGUAUGAGGAUAUAGCAAUCCGUCAUCAUGAAGAUACAAUACUCAAACAGCUGUCAACCAGACUGCCGAACAAGCUGGCCAUACAGAAAUACAAUGACCCCCACGUGAAGACCUAUCUCCUUCUCCAGGCACAUUUGUCUCGCAUGCAACUGUCUGCUGAGCUUCUGUCUGACACUGAGGACAUUCUCAGCAAGGCUAUCCGCCUGAUUCAAGCCUGUGUGGACGUACUAUCCAGUAAUGGCUGGCUGACUCCUGCCCUAGCUGCUAUGGAGCUUGCUCAGAUGGUGACCCAGGCCAUGUGGAGUAAGGACUCAUACCUGAAACAACUGCCACACUUCUCACAAGAUAUCAUCAAACGCUGUACAGAGAAGAACAUAGAGAGUGUGUUUGAUGUGAUGGAGAUGGAGGAUGAGGAGAGAACUUCAUUAUUACAACUAACAGAGGAUCAGAUGGCAGAUGUGGCUCGCUUCUGUAAUCGUUAUCCCAACAUAGAGCUCACUUACGAGGUUAUGGAAAAAGAUAGCAUCCACAGUGGUUCUGCUGUGAAUGUGGUUGCUACUUUGGAGAGAGAGGAUGAACUAACGGGACCAGUGAUCGCGCCGUUCUUUCCACAGAAACGAGAGGAAGGCUGGUGGGUUGUUAUUGGGGACAGCAAAAACAAUUCCUUGUUGUCGAUUAAGAGGCUUACCCUGCAGCAGAAAGCCAAAGUAAAACUAGACUUUGUGGCACCCACUCCAGGAAAGUACAACUACACCAUCUUCUUUAUGAGUGAUGCCUACAUGGGAUGUGAUCAAGAAUACAAGUUCUCUAUUGAUGUUCUGGAGGGAGAAAGUGGUAGUGAAGAGAGUAACAGUGACUCAGAUUAAACAUAACAGUCACUCAGAUCCAGUUGAACACUUAAUCAACGCUUGAUCAUAAUGGAUGUGCUUAAGAGACAGACACAGUAUAGGCAUUGCCGUGUAGAAACGGGCAUUGUCAACAAUUGUUUUGUAUGUUGUUGUAUUUCCUUUGUGUUGAACAGAACAGCAUAAUUGGAAUUUAAUUGACUGUGGAAAAUGCAUAGCAUUUCAUUUUCUGACCAUGAUUUCACAGAGUGAUUUGAAUCUAAGAGAGACUAAUCAGUGUGCGGCUAAUAAAAGGCAUGGCUGAUUGAUGGUAAAAACCUGUAUACUACAGGAUAUCGUGUUGCUCAGUAGGAAUACAGUUAUAUAACAGAGAAGGCUAUAAGUAAUUGGAGUAGUUUAAACCACUGAAAAAAAAUUACAUUCAGGAAAAUAAGGGAAUAUGAAAUAUUGAAUGAGGAAGGACAGUGUUCUCUUAGUAUAUAAACCAAAAUAAGAUUUAUUUUUAUCUUUCAUCAUAGAUCUGUUUCAUACACGCAAAUGAUUAAUUAUCUCAUCUUUACCAUAUCAUCUGAAAAUGUUAUCAACUGACUUCUUGAUGUUCUAUGUUAUUAUGAUGACAAGUGACCAAGGUCACAACUGUUAAAGAAACUGAUUUUAUUCUGAAACAUAACAGCAGUGCAAGUAAUCAUGUAUCUGCCUAAUUAUACCUAUUUAGGUAUAUUAUGUAUCUGUCACAAAAUUGUCAUUGAGAACAUCAUGUUUACAUUUCAACCUCAAUAAAACUAUACAUGUCA